Syzygium oleosum is the source of this 2660-nucleotide messenger RNA. RefSeq names its product U-box domain-containing protein 51-like. The record is from RefSeq and is a predicted model, not a curated record. Gene Ontology annotation, biological process: protein phosphorylation. The transcript has 9 exons. Gene Ontology annotation, molecular function: ATP binding; protein kinase activity. The coding region runs from base 1 to 2397 and encodes 798 amino acids. NCBI's taxonomy places the organism in Eukaryota, Viridiplantae, Streptophyta, Magnoliopsida, Myrtales, Myrtaceae.
AUGAGCUUUCACCUCAUUUGUCAGCCUCUUUUCCCAAACCAACUCCCCACCGGGGGCCUCGGCCGCAACCCCGGGAGCGGCUCUACCACCCCACGAGGAGAUAGGACCGACGCCGGCAGCAGCCGCCCCGGCCGCAGCCCCGUCCCCCGCUCGACGGUCCGCGAGAUGGCCUCGUCCCAGCUGUCGUCCGACCACAGUGCCGCCGCCGCGGGCACUGCCACCGUGGCCGUGGCCAUCGACAAGGACAAGAACAGCCCGCACGCCGUGCGGUGGGCCAUCGACCAUCUCGGGGCCAACGGCUCGGUUAUGACCCUGAUCCACGUCAAGAACAAGAACUCGCAACACACAAUCGCUCCUGGCACUGAUGCUGUGGGAGACCCAGCGGACGGAGAAUCGCGAGAUCUUUUCGCUAUGUACCGGGGAUAUUGCGCUCGAAAAGGGGUUCAAAUAAAUGAGGUGAUCAUUGAGGAGAAUGAUGUUGCCAAAGGCCUUCUGGAAUAUAUCGCAAACAACUGCAUCACUAGCAUUGUCAUGGGCGCAGCGAGUCGGAACACUCUAGCCAGAAAGCUGAAGUACACCGACGUGUCAUCCUCCGUUUCGAAAUCCGCGCCUGACUUUUGUAGCGUCUACGUGAUUUCAAAAGGGAAGGUAGUAUCGGUCCGGCAAGCGCGGCGGCCUGUGGUAAACACCGCGACUCCCCCUAGACAGCCAAAUUCUCGCUGCGUCUCUCCUAUUUAUUCGCCAGAACAGAUCAAGCUCCAGGACGCAGCCAGAGGAAACGGCAGGGGAAGAAGAAGAAGUACAGGAUCGGAUAUGAUGAGUAUGGGAAACGAGAGGAACCGAGUUGCUGCAGUGAACCUGUCGGUAGACAAUCUUGACCUCCGUGGGCUCAGUUCUUCGUCACAGCGAAAUUCUAUGUCCGACGACAGUGAUAUUUCGGAGUCUCUUUCUUUUGGAUCGAUGGAUUUGGCGGGCCAGAACUUGGAUUUCAGCAUGGUGGACUCGGAUUCGCUAGCAUCUUCGUCAAUCUCUCAAUCUUCUCGAGAACUAGAGGCCGAAAUGAAAAGACUCAGGCUUGAACUUAAGCAAACCAUGGACAUGUACAGCACUGCUUGCAAAGAGGCCAUCUCCGCCAAAAAGCAGGCUGAAGAGCUUCAUCUGUUGAAGAUUGAAGAAGCUCGUAAGUUCGAGGAAGCCAGGCUUGCAGAAGAGGCAGCUCUCGCUCUUGCCGAGAUGGAAAAGGCUAAGUGCAAAGCUGCCAUUGAAGCAGCAGAGAAGGCGCAGAAGAUGGCUGAAAUGGAGGCACAGAGAAGGAGACAGGCUGAGAUAAAAGCCAAGCUAGAGUCGAAAGAAAAGGUUCGAGCACUGAGUGCUUUGCACCAGAAUGAUUCCCGAUACAGGAAAUACACCAUACAAGAAAUUGAGGAAGCAACCGACAAAUUCUCGAAGACUAAUAAGAUUGGUGAAGGCGGAUAUGGGCCGGUAUACAAGGGAAAGCUCGACCACACGCCUGUAGCGAUCAAGGUAUUACGACCUGAUGCUGUUCAAGGGAAAAAGCAAUUCCAUCAAGAGGUCGAGGUUCUGAGCUGCAUGAGACAUCCAAACAUGGUCCUCCUUUUAGGAGCGUGCCCUGAGUAUGGAUGCUUGGUGUACGAAUAUAUGGACUUUGGCAGUCUAGAAGACCGCCUAUUUCGAAAAGGCAAAACCCCUCCGAUUUCGUGGCAUAAGCGGUUUGAUAUAGCAUCUGAGAUCGCAACAGCUCUUUUGUUUCUCCACCAAUCCAAGCCUGAGCCCCUUGUUCAUAGGGACCUCAAACCAGCCAACAUCCUCUUAGACCGUAAUUACAAGAGCAAGAUUAGUGAUGUGGGCCUAGCGAGGUUGGUCCCGCCUGCUAUAGCAGAUAGUGUUACGCAAUUUCACAUGACUUCGGCCGCAGGAACAUUUUGUUAUAUAGAUCCAGAGUAUCAACAGACGGGCAAAUUAACCACCAAAUCAGACGUGUACUCCUUUGGGAUAAUGUUGCUUCAAAUAAUCACAGCUCGACCCGCAAUGGGGCUGUCCCACCAUGUUAGAACUGCCAUCGAGAAGGGAACGUUCAAAGAGAUGCUCGAUCCAGCAGUGCCAGAUUGGCCAGUGGAAGAGGCUUUAGCAUUUGCUAAAAUGGCUCUAAUGUGCGCAGAGCUGCGAAAGAAGGAUAGACCUGAUCUUGGAACGGUUGUAUUGCCAGAGCUUAACCGGCUGAGGGAUUUUGGAAGCAACUUAGAAAGUAGCAGUGGUAACAGUCCCAGCCAUGGACCUAGCUCUCCCACCGUUGUAAGCCGUGGACCAAGUUCUCCAGUUUUAAGUCUUCGUCAGGGUCUGUCAUAUGAGACUUCAACUGAUGGAAACGAUGGAUGAAUGAAUGCAUAUGCGAGCAAGGAUGACAUCGACCAAUCUUGAAGAACUCACAGUUUCAGGACUCAUCACACAAAAAGCUACAUGGUAUGCAAUGAUCCUGGUCCUGCUAUUACCCAAUCAGAUUAAACUGUGAAGAUCAUUUUUUUGGAGGCUUGUUGAUAUUAGAAAACAGUUCAGUGAGGAAUGUGUAUACUUAAGCUUUUUUCAGCAGACAAUUACUACCGCUUGAAAUCAAAAUUUUUGUGCUACCUGCAUUGACCGAA